Molecule: messenger RNA, 380 nt
Organism: Saccostrea echinata
Lineage: Eukaryota; Metazoa; Mollusca; Bivalvia; Ostreida; Ostreidae
Exons: 5
Coding region: 33-380 (115 amino acids)
Source: RefSeq, a predicted model, not a curated record
UUCAAGAUAUUUUUUAAUUUUAUAAAAUUACAAUGAAGCGAUCAAGUGAGCAAUCGGAGCAUCUUUACGCAACAAAGAAGGCACGAGUAGUUGAUGCGUACGGAAGAUCAGUUGAGUCGAUGGACAUUGAACAAGACAGGAUUUUGCUUGUAGCAAAACUGACCAGACUACCACCUCUUACAGCGGUGAGAGGGAAGCUCAAACGACGAAAUAGACCCCAGCCUCAACCAGCACCACUCGAGAUUAGUUCGUGGGUGUUAAAACGAGAGUUUCCUUACGAAAAGGAGAGUAAAUACUCAAUAAAAAAGACCAAGCACAUUGAUGAAUUAGGAAGAUGUUUAGAGCCGGUAAGAUGCGUUAAACUGUCGAAUUUUGAGUAG